Molecule: messenger RNA, 1509 nt
Organism: Cyprinus carpio (common carp)
Lineage: Eukaryota; Metazoa; Chordata; Actinopteri; Cypriniformes; Cyprinidae
Product: cytoskeleton associated protein 2-like
Exons: 10
Coding region: 154-1509 (451 amino acids)
Cellular component (GO): centrosome; cytosol; mitotic spindle
Source: RefSeq, a predicted model, not a curated record
CCAAUGGGAAUAGAGAUGGGCGUGUCCCCGCAAAAAAUUCAAGCGGCAGUUGCUUCGUUAGCUGUAGUGUGUGCUAAUAGACUCGUGUACGGAGUUACGAACAAACGCUAUAUUUAUUUUGAUUAAAUAAUUGGUGAGCGAUCGGAUAAAGCGAUGGAAACUGUGACGGAAGAAGACGCAUCUAAACUAUCUAAGAUAGAGCUACGCAAACUGAAAUUGGCAGAAUACCUCGAUGGCAAAAGGCAGACUGAAAGACACCCUAAUCCAAAGAGGUUGUCUACGGCUGAAGGAAAGGAGAAGUGUGGCACAGAUAUAAAAGAAGUGAAGAUGUCUCUGGACGGGUCACCCCCCUGCCCUCAGAAGCACACAUCCGAGCCCUCUCCAUCCAGUCAACAAGGCCUUCAGCCUCCGAAAUUACCGAGGACGAGCGGCUGUCAAAUCAACCUCAUGUGCCGAUUGAAAGUCACAAGACCAGUUAAUAACAACCCAGACGGAAAUGCAAGAGAAACCGUGCUUUCUAAAAACACAGAUCUCCAGCCCAACUCCAAAUUCCAGACUGGGUCCCGGCACUCAAGGAGUUACGGACCGUUCCGCGAGAUGGAGCGCAGAAGCCCACUGCAGCUCAGGAGCGACCGACUGCGUAAGCUCCAGGAGUGGAGGGAGUCCAGGAGCAUCACAUAUAAACGCCCCCCCAUGCCUGUCCGGCUGGUCAGGAGGAAGACGGUUUCUGCUCUUCCUCAGCCCUACUGGACUUCUAUGGAGAAUGAAGAUGAGGUUCAUGACAUUGUCUCCGCUGUGGACCGAUCGCUGGAUGACUGCAUUCAAUUAUUACAGCAGGGUUUCCCGGCGGAGCGGGUCAGAGACGUGCUGUCUCGGGUGCCAAUGGCACAGAAGUUUGCUAAAUACUGGAUCUGUCAGGCCAGACUGAUGGAAAGAGAGGGAGACCUGGAGGUGCUGGCCAUGUUUCAGGAGGCCAUCCGUGUGGUCAGAGAGCCGGUGGAUGAGCUGCGUUCUGUGGUUUUUGAGAUCCUUAAAAAGAGACAGAGUCAAGGUAAAGUUCGUCUUCUGACGCCAAAAGACUCUGAGGCUGAAGAGACCGGAGUGUGUGAUGAAGAGGACGGCGAUGACAUCAUACACACCCCAAAACACAUCAGUGCCCUCAUAUCUGGAGCGAGGGGAGACUCGUCUGUCGUCAAGUACCACCAGAUCUCAGCCACCCCGGGGGGCAAAAGGAGUCAGCGAGGAGCAGAAGCAGGACAAGUGGACGGUCAUGAGAUCCGCUUCUUUACCCCGGUGCGCCGCUCGGUGCGGAUCGAGAGAAGCGCUCGGCGUUAUCCCACAGCGUUGCAGGAACACGAGCCCUGUGUGACCUCUCUCUGUGAGCUUGCAGGUGAGCGUCAGGAAGAGGUCAAAGGUCAGAGCUCUCCUGUGUAUGUGUACCGUGAGAACGAAGCGCUGGCAGACCGCGUUCACGUCACGCUCGUUUAUCCAGAGGAGGAUGAGACGUGA